AUACUGCCACCAUGAGUACAAUCUUCACCAACGGCCGCCUCUUCGCGCCUACCGACAACAAUGAAGAUAACUUCCUCGAGGCGAUGGUGGUUACAGACAAUCACAUCCAACAUGUCGGCAAACACGAUGAUGCAGAAAUCAUUCAAGCACGCACUGAAGGAGCAACAGAAGUCGACCUCCAAAACCACAUCGUCGUCCCAGGCUUCAUAGACAGCCACGUGCACAUUCUGGAUUUCGCCCUCUCGCUACGCAAACUGCAUCUCCUAUCCUGCAAAUCUCUCCAUGAGAUCAGACAGAAGAUCAAGAUUCACGCAGAAAUCCAUCCUGGAUAUCCACGGAUUACAUGCAAAGGCUGGAUCCAGUCGUCAACGGAUGGACUAGCGCUGGCUAGCAUGUUGGAUGAUCUUGACCCGCGCCCGAUAUACAUCCAGGCUAACGAUCUGCACUCCGUAUGGUGCAAUACGGCUGCUCUGGAAGAACUGGGCGUAGACGCCAUGUCUGACCCAGCGGGUGGGACGAUCCAUCGCGACGAAAAUGGUAAACCAUCCGGCCUGUUGACCGAAACUGCUGCACUGAUGAUUGUAAUGCCGUUUUUGAUACAAGUCACGUCCAUCGAGGAUAAAUUGUCUGCGUUGGACUACGGAGCUGCUGCGUAUAGUGCGGCUGGGUAUACGGGGAUGAUUGAUAUGGCUGUGGACGAGAGUCUGUGGAAGGUGUUUAAUCUGUAUCGAGAACGUCAUCAGGGGAAGACCCCGUUUCAUCUUGCGAUGCAUUGGCUAGUUCCGUUUUCAGAGGAUCAGGAGGAAGUGUUUAAGCAUGUGGACAGGGCGAUUUCUCUGCAUCAGGAAUUCAACGCAGCGACAUCGCCCGCCUUCUGCAUCGCAGGCAUCAAACUCAUGACCGAUGGCGUAGUGGAUGGGUGCACUGCAGCACUGAGCCAGCCCUACGGUGGCUCUCCCAGCCUCAUCGACCCAACCUGGCCCGCAGAAGCACUACAAGCCGUCGUCAAGAAAGCAGACAGUGCCGGUCUCCAAUGCGCCAUCCACGCAAUCGGCGAUCAAGCAGUCAAACAAGCCAUCGACGCUCUCUCCCAAGUCCAACCUGGCCAACGCCACCGCAUCGAGCAUCUCGAGCUCACCUCCCCCGAAGACGCAAAACGCCUAGGCCAACACGGCAUCACAGCCUCUGUCCAACCAGUCCACUCCGACCCCGUCCUCUUCCGCGCCUGGCCACACCUCAUCGGAUCGCACCGUUGCGGACGCGCAUUCGCAUACAAGGAAUUCCUCGACGGAGGUGCCCCAGUGGCAAUCGGCACAGACGCACCAACAGCUGACCACUUUGCCCUGCCGAAUCUGUACAACGCGACGACACGACGAUCGGUGAUCGAGCCGGAAUCGACAGAAGUGGUGAAUGAGCACUUUGGUCUGUCGAUGGCGGCGGCGUUCACUGCGGCCACGAAGACGGCUGCGUUUUCGCGGUUCGCGGAAUCGUGGACGGGGAGUUUGGCAGCUGGUCUGAGUGCGGAUUUUGUGGUUUUGGAGAUGGAUUGGAAGCCGGAGAGGUUGUUGCAGGCGAGAGUGCAGCAGACGUGGUUUCAGGGGAGGAAGACGUUUGAUGCUUGUAUGUAGAUUCGUCAGAAUGAUAUGAAAUAUAGACGAAAGAUAUUACUGGGGACUAUAUUAUCAAGAUACAAGCAAUGAAUGCGGGGAA
Messenger RNA from Aspergillus wentii DTO 134E9, 1710 nucleotides. Its product is annotated as amidohydrolase. The coding region runs from base 12 to 1628 and encodes 538 amino acids. Gene Ontology annotation, molecular function: hydrolase activity, acting on carbon-nitrogen (but not peptide) bonds. The record is from RefSeq and is a predicted model, not a curated record. NCBI's taxonomy places the organism in Eukaryota, Fungi, Ascomycota, Eurotiomycetes, Eurotiales, Aspergillaceae. The transcript has a single exon.